CGGAUUCAUUCCUGUGGGGCGCGGGGCAUGGAGGAGCUGCGCGGCUGCAGGCGGAGCAGGCCGGCCCGGGCGGCGGCGCGGACAACGGUUUCCAUUUAAGGGGGGCGGCCCGAGCCCGAGCGGCCAGCGGCGGCGGAGAGGACCAGCCCCCGGGCAGUUCGGUGCUCUGGUUGUCAGAUGUUGCAAGGCAGUAAGACAACAGACUCUCCGUGGUUUUAUAUCCGUUUGGGGUGCAGCGAUUAACAUUGAACUUCGGUUCCUGUAACUCUUGCCUGUGUCGAUAGAGUUAAGCUGGGGAGUUUUGCUGUGAAGGAUAAAGAAAGCGCAGCCUCUCAACUGGACAUAAAUGGAUCUAAAGACAGCAGUAUUUAACGCAGCUCGGGAUGGCAAACUCCGGCUUCUCACCAAGUUGUUGGCAAGCAAAUCCAAAGAGGAGGUUUCCUCCUUGAUCUCUGAAAAAACAAAUGGAGCCACGCCACUCUUGAUGGCCGCCAGGUAUGGGCACCUUGACAUGGUGGAGUUCCUCCUAGAGCAGUGCAGUGCCUCCAUAGAAGUGGGGGGCUCGGUCAAUUUUGAUGGCGAAACCAUCGAGGGGGCCCCCCCGUUGUGGGCCGCCUCUGCCGCGGGACAUCUGAAGGUGGUGCAGUCUUUGUUAAAUCAUGGAGCGUCUGUCAACAACACAACUUUAACCAAUUCCACUCCCCUUCGAGCUGCCUGUUUCGAUGGCCAUUUGGAAAUAGUGAAGUACCUUGUGGAACACAAAGCUGACUUGGAAGUGUCCAACCGACACGGACAUACGUGCUUGAUGAUUUCGUGUUACAAAGGACACAAAGAGAUUGCUCAGUAUUUACUUGAAAAGGGGGCAGAUGUUAACAGAAAAAGCGUUAAAGGUAAUACUGCAUUGCAUGAUUGCGCAGAAUCUGGGAGUUUGGACAUCAUGAAGAUGCUUCUUAUGUAUUGUGCCAAGAUGGAAAAGGAUGGUUACGGGAUGACUCCCCUUCUCUCAGCGAGUGUUACUGGUCACACAAAUAUUGUGGAUUUUCUGACUCACCAUGCACAGACCAGCAAGACAGAACGGAUCAAUGCUCUAGAGCUUCUGGGAGCUACAUUUGUAGACAAAAAGAGAGAUCUGCUUGGGGCCUUGAAAUACUGGAAAAAGGCAAUGAACAUGAGGUACAGUGACAGGACUAAUAUAAUUAGCAAACCAGUACCACAGACACUAAUAAUGGCUUACGAUUAUGCCAAGGAGGUGAACAGUGCAGAAGAGCUGGAAGGCCUUAUCGCUGACCCUGAUGAGAUGAGAAUGCAGGCCCUAUUAAUUAGAGAACGUAUUCUUGGUCCUUCUCAUCCUGAUACCUCUUAUUAUAUUCGAUACAGAGGCGCUGUCUAUGCAGACUCUGGAAAUUUCAAACGAUGCAUCAACCUCUGGAAGUAUGCUUUGGAUAUGCAGCAGAACAAUUUGGAUCCUUUAAGCCCCAUGACCGCCAGCAGCUUGUUAUCUUUUGCAGAACUGUUCUCCUUUAUGCUCCAGGAUAGGGCUAAAGGCCUGCUGGGCACCACCGUUACGUUUGACGAUCUUAUGGGCAUCCUGUGCAAAAGCGUCCUUGAAAUAGAGCGAGCUAUCAAACAAACUCAGUGUCCGGCUGACCCGUUACAGUUAAAUAAGGCUCUUUCCAUUAUUUUGCACUUGAUUUGCUUGUUAGAAAAAGUUCCUUGUACUCUAGAACAGGACCAUUUCAAAAAGCAGACUAUCUACAGGUUUCUUAAGCUGCAUCCGAGGGGGAAGAACAACUUCAGCCCGCUUCACCUGGCCGUGGACAAGAACACCACCUGUGUCGGCCGGUACCCCGUGUGUAAAUUCCCGUCCCUGCAAGUCACGGCCAUACUGAUCGAGUGUGGCGCCGACGUGAACGUCAGAGACUCCGACGACAACAGCCCCCUGCACAUCGCUGCUCUGAACAACCAUCCCGACAUCAUGAAUCUCCUUAUCAAAUCAGGUGCACAUUUCGAUGCCACAAACUUGCACAAGCAGACUGCUAGUGACUUGCUGGACGAGAAGGAAAUCGCUAAAAAUUUGAUCCAGCCCAUAAAUCAUACCACCCUGCAGUGUCUUGCUGCUCGUGUCAUAGUGAAUCAUAGAAUAUAUUAUAAAGGGCAUAUCCCAGAAAAGCUAGAGACCUUUGUUUCACUUCACAGAUGAUAAUCUGACUGUCGCGUCGCACUCUUGAAAGCACGGAUCGCUGACAGUUGCCUCAUACGUGAGCACUGUUGUGAGAACACCAGCAUUCACUUAGCUUGAUGUCCUCGUGCUGUCAUUGGCUAAAGCAUUAGAAGCAUCAACUUUCCAGGAUUGGUUUCCCAGUAUUUAAUAUAAAUAUACCAUAUAAUAUAUUAUUUGUGAAUUAUUGAGAAAUGUAAUGUCCUAUUCGAAUUUCUAAAAUUGUCUGCCAAAGGCUUAUCUGUUCUGGUUCUGUUUGCUGUUGGGCGUUUGGG
Neomonachus schauinslandi (Hawaiian monk seal) is the source of this 2493-nucleotide messenger RNA. It is a transcript of the gene FEM1C, whose product is annotated as fem-1 homolog C. Gene Ontology annotation, molecular function: protein binding. Bases 347 to 2200 code for a protein of 617 amino acids. Lineage: Eukaryota; Metazoa; Chordata; Mammalia; Carnivora; Phocidae. The record is from RefSeq and is a predicted model, not a curated record. The transcript has 3 exons.